CAUUGGUUCCUCCAUACCAUAACAUUAACCCCUACCAUUAACCAUAACCCUUACCAUAACCUUAAACCAUUUUUGUAUUUCAACUUUAAAGGGAUAGGGACGUCCAAAGGACCCACAAUAACAAGGACAGAGCCAAGAUGGUCGAGUGCGCGAUGCGCAUCUGAGGUCAUAGAGCUGUCUGAAACGCACGGAGUUUUGUCAUGUUUUAUUCGAGUAACUGGCGCUCUUUUUCACUUCUGCUCGCAAGAAGAUAACAAUCAUGACCAACACUAGUGUCAAAACGCAUAACUGGCUGUUUUACGCAGAGUAUAAAAAAGAACUUGGCUAAUGGAGAGAAUGGAAAUCUCAACCAUCCCUUUUAUCAAGAUGAAAACUCUCGAUAUAUAGCCAGGUGCCCUUCAGGUUUUCCCCUCCACCCCAGGCAGGUCUGUGACCGCCAUGAUGAGCAGCUCAUCCAGCCCGGCUGAGUUCUACGGGGACAGCACCUCCUUCCUGUCCAUAGACUCCAGCGUCUUCUACAGCGAGCCCCCUCCUGUCUGUGGCGACCCACUGGACUUCUUCACCAUCAAUGUGGGUGGCAGCCGCUACGUUCUCUCCCAGGAGCUGCUGGCAUCCCACCCAGAAACCCGUCUGGGCAAGCUGGCCCUGUCCACACGGGACUCUGCCCUAGAGCUCUGCGACGACACUGACUUCCUGGAGAAUGAGUUCUUCUUCGACCGCAACUCACAGACCUUCCAGUAUGUGAUAAACUUCUACCGCACAGGCCACCUGCAUGUCAGGGAGGAGCUUUGCGUGCUCUCCUUCCUCCAGGAGAUUGAGUACUGGGGCAUCGACGAGCUCUGCAUCGAUCCCUGCUGCCGAGGACGCUACUACCGCCGCAAGGAGCUCAAGGAGAGCCUGGACAUGCGGAACGAGGCUGAGGCUGACGAAAACCAGGACGAAGACUUCAACGACGCCGCGUGCCCAGAUCUCCGCCGGCGCCUGUGGGACCUGCUGGAGAAGCCAGAGUCUUCACGAGCAGCACGCGCCUUCGGCACGCUGUCAAUCAUCUUCGUGGCGGUAUCCAUUGUCAACAUUGUGCUCAUCUCGCUGGACCUGGGGGAUGUGGGUGGGAACGGGAUCGGUGACGAGAGUGGGGGCAGUGACGGGGGUACACCUUUCUUCGUGGAUGCACUGGAAUAUGUGUGCGUGGUGUGGUUCACUGGCGAGCUGGUGCUACGCUUCGUCUGCGUACGCGACAAGUGCCGCUUCACCCGUAGUGUUCCCAAUGUGAUCGACCUGCUAGCCAUCCUGCCCUUCUAUGUGACUCUGGCAGUUGAGAUUCUGCACGGUGGCUCUACAGAGCUGGAGAACAUGGGCCACGUGGUACAGUUGCUCAGGCUCAUGAGGUCCCUGCGCAUGCUCAAACUGGGACGCCACUCCACAGGCCUCAAGUCCCUGGGCCUGACCAUAACUCAGUGCUACGAGGAGGUGGGUCUCCUGCUCCUCUUCCUCUCCGUGGGCAUCUCCAUCUUCGCCAUGGUGGAGUUUGCCCUGGAGCAUGACAUCCCCGGUACCUCCUUCAGCAGCGUGCCGUGUGCCUGGUGGUGGGCCACCACCUCCAUGACCACGGUGGGCUACGGAGACAUCCGACCCGACACCACCCUGGGCAAGGUGCUGGCCUUUCUCUGCAUCUUGUCUGGCAUCCUGAUCUUGGCACUGCCCAUUGCUAUCAUCAACGACCGCUUCUCUGCCUGCUACGUCACUCUCAAGAUGAAGGAGGCGGCGCUGCGGCACGGGGAGGCGCUCAAGAGGCUGGCGCGGGGUUCGCUGGGUGACUCGGAGGUGGGUGGGGCAGCAAGGGGAGGAGGGGUGAACCUGAGAGAUGUUUACGCCAGGAGUGUGACGGAGAUGCUGAAGCUGCAGGGGAGGGAGAGGGCCAGCACACGGAGUAGUGGAGGGGGUGAGCUCUGGUGGUAGUGUGGAAGACGGACCACAAGGGCAGCUGUGGAGAAAAAGCUAUGGAAAAAGUUAAGUCAAUUGGGUUAAAGAUGGAAUCUGCAGUUGGGGGAAACAUUACUACUGGCUGCUCCACCACUGUUGUUUUUGUUGCUGAGCUGAGGAGCAUCGCAAAUCGUGGUAAAUAUUUUAAUCGGUUCAUACUGUGCUCUUUUAUCGCACGUGCAAUGAUGUCAGAGGGGGAAAAACAUUGUAAGCGGACGUGGUUGUUUCACCAUUAAGGAUUCCAGCUUUAGGAAUACCAUCAGAAUAUGACAACAGUGUGUACAAUGUAUAGGACAUAUCUAAAGGAUGAUGGGGGGACAAUUACUUAAAUGUCACCUGAAAGAUUUGCCACAACUUUCAUGUCUAACCUUUUUCGGUGUUGUGUUCUCUGACACAACUGUUGCAUGUUCUGUCUCCUCUGUAUGUGACACAUGACCAUCUGAUCAUUUAUCACUCCAGUGUUAAUCUGCAAAAUUGUAAUUAUUUGCCUACCUCCUCAUGCCU
Oncorhynchus tshawytscha (Chinook salmon) is the source of this 2487-nucleotide messenger RNA. It is a transcript of the gene kcnv1, whose product is annotated as potassium voltage-gated channel modifier subfamily V member 1. The transcript is spliced from 3 exons. Gene Ontology annotation, molecular function: voltage-gated potassium channel activity; protein binding. Bases 439 to 1959 code for a protein of 506 amino acids. The record is from RefSeq and is a predicted model, not a curated record. Gene Ontology annotation, cellular component: voltage-gated potassium channel complex; membrane. Gene Ontology annotation, biological process: protein homooligomerization; potassium ion transmembrane transport. Lineage: Eukaryota; Metazoa; Chordata; Actinopteri; Salmoniformes; Salmonidae.